This is a messenger RNA of Penicillium olsonii, 936 nucleotides long. The record is from the annotation of a GenBank genome assembly. Lineage: Eukaryota; Fungi; Ascomycota; Eurotiomycetes; Eurotiales; Aspergillaceae.
AUGUCUUUAAGCGCCUGGGUCGACCAGGCCCUGGAGGUCACCGGUAUGGACGCGGUGGACGCUCUUCGCGCGUUCUUCCUGCUUGCCGCCGCCACCACGAUCACAAUCAGCAUCCCAGCCUCUCUUCGCUCACGCUUCCUGGUCUACGGACCACGCGCAAGCUCGACACAGGCUUCCCCGCCGCAAAACAAGGGUCUCCUGGAUACCCUGGCCACUUGGCAAGUCCCGCACAGCUACUUCACCCAAUUCUAUAUUGCUUCUGUAGUUUCGUCCGUCUUCUGGGUCGCCCAGAUCUCAUUUCGGGGGGUGCUAUUCCAGGCUAUCGCCACGCGCGUUAGCGAGGAGCAUCGGCCCAGCAUGUCGAUUACACAGCUGGUGAUCUGCUGCGUCCUAUUGUUUAUGCAGGGUUCGCGCAGGCUCUGGGAAUGUAUUGCAUUCUCAAAGCCCUCGUCCUCGCGCAUGUGGUUCGUCCAUUGGCUUCUUGGUCUGAGUUUCUAUCUUGCUACUGGAGUGGCGAUUUGGAUUGAGGGGUCAGGCGUGCUGUUGACGAGAGAUUUGUCGAUUGCGCAUUUCCAAAUGACCAAUGCGCCCAGCUUGAGAACUUUCGCGAUCGUGCCGCUAUUUCUGAUCGCGUCCGGGCUGCAGCAUGAUUCUCAUCACUAUCUUUCCUCCCUGAAAAAGUACACGCUACCUGAGCACCCUAUGUUCCGAGGUGUGGUCUGCCCCCACUACGGUGCCGAAUGUGUGAUCUAUCUUUCUCUUGCGUUGGUGGCUGCCCCGCAAGGUGAAUGGAUUAACAAGACUAUGCUGUCUUGUUUUGUCUUUGUGGCUGUAAACUUGGGUCUCACGGCGAGGAAUACCAAGGAGUGGUAUGCUUCAAAGUUUGGCAAUGACUCGGUCAAAGACUGGUGGUUUAUGGUCCCUUAUGUCUACUGA